Molecule: messenger RNA, 3264 nt
Organism: Tupaia belangeri chinensis (Chinese tree shrew)
Lineage: Eukaryota; Metazoa; Chordata; Mammalia; Scandentia; Tupaiidae
Gene: PRC1
Product: protein regulator of cytokinesis 1
Exons: 11
Coding region: 605-2272 (555 amino acids)
Biological process (GO): mitotic spindle midzone assembly; microtubule cytoskeleton organization
Cellular component (GO): cytoplasm; spindle; mitotic spindle midzone
Molecular function (GO): microtubule binding
Source: RefSeq, a predicted model, not a curated record
CAUCUCUCUCUCUCCCUCCUGCCCUUCCCCUUCCUGGCAGUGUAAACACCCAUAUAGUGCAAAGCAAACAAGAGGUUAAGAUGGGCCUAGCCAUGGUGGUGUGCAGUGAGUGCUAAGACCCCUGUGCACUGGCACUAAGGUUGAGACCACAUGGGAGGCCCUGGUUUGAUUCUUGGCCCAACCUGAAAAAGGCGUGGUGGCACAUACCAUGUUCAUGCAACUUGGGAGGCUGAGGCAGAGGAUUUUGUUGGGAGGCCCCAUACAUGGUUAAGAUGGGAAUUUUAUGUUUUACAUAUUUUGUCAUAAUAAAAGUCAAUUGAGGGGAAAAAAAAGCCCUGAUACGUAUUCACUCACUUUUCCUUAUCGGGGACCUUUUGUUGGAGGCCCUCUGUGCCAUAAGUUAGCUUUGAGUUGACUUAGUUAACUGUAAGUUUAACUAGAAGUCUGUCGUCCUAGCCCUGUCCUAACCCUCUUCUGUCGUCCUAGUCUUCCUUCGAAGGCCUUCACUUAAAACCUUAUAACUACAGGGCAUUGUCUUUUACAGGAAGAGGGAGAGACAACCAUCUUGCAGCUAGAAAAAGAUUUGCGCACUCAGGUGGAAUUGAUGCGAAAACAGAAAAAGGAGAGGAAACAGGAGCUGAAGCUACUUCAAGAACAAGACCAAGAACUGUGUGAAAUCCUUUGUGAGCCCCACUAUGACAUCGACAGCACCUCAGUUCCUAGCUUGGAAGAGCUGAGCCAGUUUAGACAACAUGUGUCAACUCUGAGGGAAACCAAGGCCUCUAGGCGAGAGGAGUUCGUCAACAUAAAGAGACAGAUUGUCCUGUGUAUGGAAGAGUUGGAGCACACCCCAGACACAAGCUUUGAAAGAGAUGUGGUGUGCGAAGAUGAAGAUGCCUUUUGCUUAUCUUUGGAGAACAUUGCCACACUACAGAAAUUGCUUCGGCAGCUGGAAAUGCGAAAAUCACAAAAUGAAGCAGUGUGUGAGGGGCUGCGUGCUCAAAUCCGAGAGCUUUGGGACAGGCUGCAAAUACCUGCAGAAGAGAGAGAAGCUGUGGCCAUGAUUAUGACUGGGUCAAGGGCCAAGGUCAGGAAAGCGCUACAAUUAGAAGUGGAUCGGCUAGAAGAACUGAAAAUGCAGAACAUGAAGAAGGUGAUUGAGGCAAUUCGAGUGGAGCUGGCUCAGUACUGGGACCAGUGCUUUUACAGCCAGGAGCAGAGACAGGCCUUUGCCCCUUACUAUUCUGAGGACUACACGGAAAACCUGCUCCAGCUCCAUGACGCUGAGGUUGUACGGUUAAGGAACUACUAUGACGUUCAUAAGGAACUCUUCGAAGGUGUCCAGAAGUGGGAAGAAAGCUGGAGGCUUUUCCUGGAAUUUGAGAGAAAAGCUUCAGAUCCAAGUCGAUUUACAAACCGGGGAGGAAAUCUUCUAAAAGAAGAAAAGCAACGAGCCAAACUCCAGAAAACACUUCCACAGCUGGAAGAAGAGCUGAAGGCACAGAUUGAAAUGUGGGAACAGGAACAUGCACAGGCUUUCGUGGUGAAUGGGCAGAAGUUCAUGGAGUACGUGGCAGAGCAGUGGGAGAUGCAUCGGCUGGAGAAGGAGAGGGCCAAGCAGGAAAGAGUAAGAUCACAGAUGGGGAAGAGGGAGUCGGCUGGGGGUGCGGUGGGGCAGAGAGGGCGUCAGCCUAUGGCAGCUCUUUUAGGUCUCCUUCCUUCCUGGGAUUUACCACGGUUGCUUUUGACUUCUAUGCAGCAACUGAAGAACAAGAAGCAGAUGGAGACAGAGAUGCUUUAUGGCAGCACCCCCCCGACGCCUAACAAGCGGCGAGGACUGGCCCCCAACACUCCAGGCAAAGUGCGCAAGCUGAACACUACCACCAUGUCCAAUGCUACUGCCAACACUACCAUCCGACCUGUCUUUGGAGGAACUGUCUACCGCUCCCCUGUGUCAAGAUUGCCUCCUUCUGGCAGCAAGCCAGUAGCCACUUCCACCUGUUCAGGGAAAAAGACACCCCGUGCCGCCAGGCACGGAGCCAACAAGGAGAACCUGGAGCUCAAUGGCAGCUUCCUGAGCGGUGGGUACCCCGACGCAGCCCCUCUCCAGCGCAACUUCAGCGUUAAUUCUGUUGCCAGCACCUAUUCUGAGUUUGCGAAGGAUCCGUUCCUCUCUGACAGCUCCACUGUUGGGCUUCAGCGAGAACUUUCAAAGGCUUCCAGAUCUGAUACUACGUCUCGAAUCCUCAAUUCAACCAACAUCCAGUCCUGAGAAGCCCUCUCAGCCAGCCGAGGCUUUCUGUGCCUGUCCUGGACCCUAACACAAAGGUGGCUUCAGUCCUCCAGUUCAGGUGUGCUUGAGCCCUUGUUCAGGUUCCAUCACCACAGGCCUAACAGUAGUUUAGUGGGUCCUUAGAGACAGGACUUCAUUUUGACUCAAGAAAUACAUUAACACUUAGUUGCUAGCAAUAAGAACACCUCCUCCUUUUUCUCCCCCAUAAUUCUACUUGCUGAAAUGCAAUCAAGGGCUUAUUUUUAUUUCACUAUUGUCUAGGAAAAUAAAUGACCAUACUUUCCUGAAGUACAUGAAGUACUAUGGCUUGUAUACUUGUAACUAGUAAUUAACACCUUGUUUAGAGAUGUUCAACUAAUGCUGUACCUAUAACAGCUUGGCUAUCACCUGAAGGCCUGUCUCCACCAUACAGGAUGGCCUUCUGCCCAAUAAGGAUGCCCGUGUAUCAGAAGUUAGAUGGCCUGACCUAUUGUCAAAGAGGACAGGGAGGCCCAAAGCUCCUUUGUUAAAAUGUGUACAGUUCUGUUAUAUUGUGCAAUGUCCUCCAGUGUGUGUGAACACAUGUACUUGUCUGAGCUCUCUUCAGAGUUAAUCUGGGUCUAGACUCCCAUCCCCGCACCUGCUAUGCCCGAGUCCCACCCCUGCAGUUGCCAGCCACCCUAGAGGUGGUUUUGGGUGGGUUGGGCCAUUUAUGUCGUGGACAUCUGGGUCUUUGCACAUGUCACUACUGGGUAGUUUUUCCUGCUAUUGCAUCCACGAUGCGGUAUCCUGUCAAUCAUUACUGCUCUUCCCAAAGCACUAUUUAUUCUUAACUGCCUGCCUGCACCGGUCUAGCUGUCAGCACAGUAAAUGGUUCCCAAAAGAUUACCCGUGCAGACAGCCAUGCUGUUCAGUCAUACAUAUAUCUGUUCUAGUUUUUAAAAUACAUGUUAAAAAUAAAUUAAACUGUAUAUACUUACAUUUCAGAAGGA